Molecule: messenger RNA, 766 nt
Organism: Corvus hawaiiensis (hawaiian crow)
Lineage: Eukaryota; Metazoa; Chordata; Aves; Passeriformes; Corvidae
Gene: IMMP1L
Product: inner mitochondrial membrane peptidase subunit 1
Exons: 7
Coding region: 170-670 (166 amino acids)
Cellular component (GO): membrane; mitochondrial inner membrane peptidase complex
Molecular function (GO): serine-type endopeptidase activity
Source: RefSeq, a predicted model, not a curated record
GAGGCGCCCGGCAGCGAGCGGGGAGGUUUGAUUUACUGUUUGUUUGAAGAUCUCAGACUGUGUGACUUCUGUGUUUUCUGUGUUCCUAAACCACUGUGGACUACUCUAAUGAUGGCAUUCUCUCUGAGACCAACAUUGGCAAACCAGCUGAACAACGUACCACUGUAGGAUGCUUCGCAAUGUCCUAGGAAAAACCUUCCGAUUUCUGGGGUACACUGUGCAAUAUGGCUGCAUAGCACACUGUGCCUUUGAGUACCUUGGAGGAAUUGUUGUGUGUUCUGGACCUUCAAUGGAACCAACCAUUCAAAACUCUGAUAUUGUCUUUUCGGAGAACCUUAGCCGCCACUUUUACUGCAUUCGAAAAGGAGAUAUUGUAAUUGUGAAAAGCCCAAAUGACCCCAAAUCAAAUAUCUGUAAAAGAGUAAUUGGCUUGGAAGGGGAUAAAGUCUGCACAAGCAACCCUUCAGAUUUCCUUAAGAGUCACAGCUAUGUGCCUAAAGGACAUGUUUGGUUAGAAGGUGAUAAUCUCAGGAAUUCUACGGAUUCCAGGUGCUACGGGCCUGUUCCUUACGGACUGAUAAGAGGACGCAUUUGUCUUAAGAUAUGGCCUCUGAAUGACUUUGGAUUUCUACGUGCAAGCCCCAAUGGCCAUAGAUUUCUUGAUGAUUAAAAGACUUAAGUUACUAUUGACAGUUUUCACAGUAUUUUCUACUAAAAUCAAUGGAACUAUUUUUGCUUAGAAUAAACACAAAUAUUACUUGACAAA